AUGAUCCGGGUCACCGUGGAGUUCCUGGUGCUGGGACAGCAGCUGCACAGCAGACAGGUGGCGCUGCUGCACAGCUGUCACUGCUGUUGUUUUUCAGGUACUGAGUUUGAGGGAGCCAUCAUCGCCCUCUUCCAUCUCCUGGCCACCCGCACAGACAAGGUGCGCGCCCUGAGAGAAGCCUUCUACAGACAGAACCUGCCUAACAUCUUGAACCUCAUCGCCACCGUCUUCGUGUUUGCUGUGGUCAUAUACUUCCAGGGCUUCAGGGUCGACCUGCCCAUCAAGUCAGCACGCUACCGUGGUCAGUACAACACCUACCCCAUCAAACUGUUCUACACCUCCAACAUCCCCAUCCUGCAGUCUGCCCUCGUCUCCAAUCUCUACGUCAUCUCUCAGAUGCUCUCAACUCGUUUUAGCGGGAACUUCCUCGUGAACCUCCUAGGAACCUGGUCUGAUGCAACGAGUGGUGGACCUGCUCGAGCCUACCCUGUGGCCGGGCUCUGCUACUACCUCUCCCCUCCGGAGUCGUUUGGCUCGGUCCUGGACGACCCGGUUCACGCUGCCAUCUACAUCGUCUUCAUGCUCGGCUCCUGCGCCUUCUUCUCAAAGACCUGGAUCGAGGUCUCAGGAUCUUCUGCUAAAGAUGUGGCGAAGCAGCUGAAGGAGCAGCAGAUGGUGAUGAGGGGACACAGAGAGACCUCCAUGGUGCAUGAGCUGAACAGGUACAUCCCCACAGCUGCUGCCUUCGGUGGCCUCUGCAUAGGAGGGCUGUCCGUCAUGGCUGACUUCCUGGGGGCCAUUGGUUCGGGGACAGGAAUCCUCUUGGCUGUGACCAUCAUCUACCAGUACUUUGAAAUCUUUGUGAAGGAGCAGAGCGAAAUGGGCAGCAUGGGAGCACUGCUCUUCUAAAAAAUACCAACCUUCGGACACACAUAAGACACAAAGCAUCCACCCGCCCCCCACCAUUGUUUUAAUUUUGCAAUUUUUUGCAAUUUCGCACAAUCAGUUCAUUUUGCAGCUGGAAUAGGUUUUUUUUUUUCUCCGCUAUCUGUGUUUUCCACCAUUACUUUUUUAGCAGUUGAAACCGUUUUCCCAGCAGGCUGCCCAAGUCCCCACUGACUGUCUUAAAAGCUGAAAAAUGCCUAAAAGCACAUCAGUGUGAGGAGCUGUCUUUGAUUUACCCUCGGGCAUUGUUCA
Messenger RNA from Trematomus bernacchii (emerald rockcod), 1197 nucleotides. Its product is annotated as protein transport protein Sec61 subunit alpha-like. Gene Ontology annotation, cellular component: membrane; Sec61 translocon complex. Bases 1 to 909 code for a protein of 302 amino acids. The transcript has 6 exons. Gene Ontology annotation, molecular function: transmembrane protein transporter activity; ribosome binding; signal sequence receptor activity. The record is from RefSeq and is a predicted model, not a curated record. Gene Ontology annotation, biological process: SRP-dependent cotranslational protein targeting to membrane, translocation; post-translational protein targeting to membrane, translocation. Lineage: Eukaryota; Metazoa; Chordata; Actinopteri; Perciformes; Nototheniidae.